Messenger RNA from Rhinolophus ferrumequinum (greater horseshoe bat), 4974 nucleotides. It is a transcript of the gene ZCCHC24, whose product is annotated as zinc finger CCHC-type containing 24. Bases 168 to 893 code for a protein of 241 amino acids. The transcript is spliced from 4 exons. Gene Ontology annotation, molecular function: nucleic acid binding; zinc ion binding. The record is from RefSeq and is a predicted model, not a curated record. NCBI's taxonomy places the organism in Eukaryota, Metazoa, Chordata, Mammalia, Chiroptera, Rhinolophidae.
CGGCGGCGGCGGCGGCUGCGGGCGGUUCGCGGAGCGCAAGGCGCGGGGCGAUUGCCGUCGGGGCACGGGCGGCAGGCAGUGGGCGCAGGCUCCCCGGUGCCCGCCCCUCCGCUGGAGGGGGGGGUGCGAGCGGGCUGCCGGGGAGGGGCCGGCACUGCCGCCGCAAAAUGAGCCUGCUGUCGGCCAUCGACACGAGCGCCGCCUCGGUGUACCAGCCAGCCCAGCUGCUCAACUGGGUCUACCUGUCGCUGCAGGACACGCACCAGGCGAGCGCUUUCGAUGCCUUCCGGCCAGAGCCGCCCGCCGGCGCCGCGCCUCCAGAGCUGGCCUUCGGCAAGGGCCGCCCGGAGCAGCUGGGCUCGCCCCUGCACUCCAGCUAUCUCAACAGCUUCUUCCAGCUGCAGCGCGGAGAGGCACUGAGCAGCAGCGUGUACAAGAGCGCCUCGCCCUAUGGCUCCCUCAACAACAUUGCUGAUGGCCUCAGCUCCCUCACCGAGCACUUCUCUGACCUGACCCUCACCGCUGAGACCCGGAAGCCCAGCAAGAGGCCCCCGCCCAACUACCUGUGCCACCUGUGCUUCAACAAGGGACACUACAUCAAGGACUGCCCCCAGGCACGACCCAAAGGAGAGGGUCUGACCCCGUACCAGGGCAAAAAGCGCUGCUUCGGUGAGUACAAGUGUCCCAAGUGCAAGAGAAAAUGGAUGAGCGGGAACUCCUGGGCCAACAUGGGGCAGGAAUGCAUCAAGUGCCACAUCAAUGUGUACCCGCACAAGCAGAGACCCCUGGAGAAGCCCGAUGGCCUGGAUGUGUCCGACCAGAGCAAGGAGCACCCCCAGCACCUGUGUGAGAAGUGCAAAGUGCUGGGUUACUACUGCCGCCGAGUGCAAUGACCGGACCCCACCGCCUUGCCCACCACCCUCCUGCCAGCCAGAGAAGACGCCACCUCCCCUCUGUUCCUCCGUGUUGCUGCGUGUCUCCGCGUGUGGGGGAGUUCUCGAAGACCUGCGGGUGUGGGCAUGGGGGGGCUUUGGUUCUUGCCUCAUGUGUGUUGAAAUGGUGUUACUGACGUAGCUGCCCCACAGAAGGCCAGGUCUCUGGGACUCUCUACAGGUGGGCCUGGGGUCUGUGUGGAGGAGACGGGGCUGAGCAGAGAUUGAUGCACAGGAUUCCACAAAGCCCUUGGGGUCCCCUGCAGGCUCUCUGAGACCCCCUUCCAGGUGAGCAGCCUUGUAUUGGCCACAAGUGCACUAAAUUUACUGUGAAUCCCAAAGCCUGCAGGGGACCGUCUCCCCACGACUAGCCAGGCCACCUUCUCCGGCCCAGAACCUUCCUGUUUGCCCCAUGUGCAAAGCCACUCUCAGAAAGCCCUAUUUUUGUCCUUUUUAAGUCAGCAGUCAUGGCGAGCUGACACCUGUUCUAGCAGCUGCUGGCGAGUGGGCAUCUCUGCCCCCUGCCCACUUUGAGCCCCAAACCUGCCUGCCUCUGACAUCACAGGCGUUGCACCUGGGUGCUGCACCCCCCACCCAUAGACCUGAGGUCAGGGAUGGAGAAGCAGUGAAUGUUGGACCGUGUCCCACGGUGUGAGCUAGGGCACAUCAGGCAUGGCCUCCCCCACCCGCACCACACACUUUCCCCACUUGCUUGGAUUUUGUCGGCCCCAUUCCCUUCCCUUCUCCUUCACCUCCCACCCACACUGGGUGUCCAUCCUCAGUCGAGGUUGGAGGGCUGAGCGUGGAAGCCACUCUGGCAGGAAAGACACAGAUGUGGCUGCCUGAGACCUAGACUCAAAUGCUCGCCCUGCCGCUGAUGCACUAUGGAACUUGGGAAGAACUUCUCACCUCUGGGCCUCAGUUUCCCCACUGGUUGAGUGAGAGAGUGACACUAGAGAGCAGAGAGGCCCAUUUCAGUUCCGAUGUGCUGGAAUUCAGCCUGGCUGACUGCCAUCUCCUGGAGCAGAGGGCUGCGUGUGAAGAAUUUCACCAGGUCCCAUACUUUACACCACACAUCAGUCGGUCACUUAAGACAUCAAGCUGAGGGAUGCCAGUGCUCCCCUGUCACGCCCUGCAGACCCAGCUCUGCCUGUUGUCCCCCACCCCUGCAAAAAUGAAGGGGAAGAAUCCCCCUCCACCUCACAUGGGGCAACCCAGGAACAAGGUGCAGAACCUCUCGUCUGUAAACCUAGGACAAUGAUUUCCUGCCUCCCGAGAGAGCAGGGAGGCCUCUUGGCUCAUCACGUUGGUCAGGGAGACACUGCCCUGGCAUGCAGGGGGAUCACGCUCCUCCCUGCUCCCCAGUGAGAAGUCCUAUUUUUAUUGUCAUAUCAUCCUUCCUUUCUCCCAGGGACAGGGAGAGAACCAAUUGUCAGGACUGGGUCACUUGAUUUUGCCCCAACAUUAUGCCUCUGUGGGAAAAAAAAAAAAAUCAGACCACGAAAUGGGCCUGAAAUUCAGUGUUUACCACGGCUCAAGGCACCCAACUGGUGCCUCGUCGCCUUUUGUUUUCAAAUGAAAAUGAUUUGUACAACUGAGGAGUUACAGUAAAGUGUUAACCAGGGGUCCAGGGUGCGAGUUGAGGAGAUGGAGUGAGUGUAUUUGCAGCCAGGGGGCUGCAGAUAGAUUUCGGGGGGGGGCAUGCCAUCUGACACUUAAAAAGAGGGUGUUUGCUCCAACCUGAGCCUGAAAGCUGCCUCCCUCCUGCUCGCAGGGGCAAUGCCUGGCAAGUGACUGUGAACACCCUCCCCACCCAUUGGAAAUGCCACUGAGGAGUCCCUGGCCAGCUGUUCCCUGCCUUCUCCAGGGUGUCAAGAGGAGCUGGAGUCGCCCUGGCCCAAGGCUCUCUGUCCCCAAGGAGAAGCUGUCAGUCAUUCCAGGGCACUGCUGAUGAUAAUGUUCCCAGUGGGGGGCAGUGUGCUCUCUGCUGCCAGGACCAGGCCCCAACCCAUCCAGGGACCUGGCCCCACAGGGGGAUGUUGGCUCCAGAAUGCCUGGGGCCUGCCAACUAUGCUGCAAUGGUGGGGGAAACCCACACCCUAAAAAGAACUUGGACUCCAGACUGCCAGAGGCCAGGGCCUUCCACGGGCCAACAGGGGAUGGGCUGUCAUCCCAAAGUGACCUUUUCAAUGGGCUUAUCCAGCUGGCAGCCAUUGCCCCUGCCAUCUGGCCACCGUGGGGGCUGGGCCCUCUGUCGGAGGCAGCCCCUCUGCAUAGUUCUGGCUGAAUUUGGGAGCUCUCUGUGGUCAGCAAAAGCCACUACUGUGCAGGCCGGGUGCUGUGAGAAUUAAGUGCUCAGAGGGCUUGGGAGCCCAGGGGACAAGAAAGUGUGUGGUUUUAGUACGUUCAAAAGGGACAAUCGCUUGCAGUUAGUAGGUCUAGUGAUCUAGCUGGGAGAUAUCAGUGUUUACCCCAUAUGAAGUAUUCAAUAGUUCUACUUGUGAAGUUGUAUUUAUUUUGAGUUAUACUUGACACAGGAUUCCUUUUUUUUUUUUAAAGAAAAAUGCUAUUUGUGUAUUUUGAAAAAAAAAAUCAUAGGUGUUAAAAUUUCUGCGUGGUUACCAAUUUUUCUCACAACACUGAAUUUGUUACCUUUUCCCAAAAAAUCUUCACAGUGAUUUUUGUCUGUAUAUAUUUGAGGGCCUUUUUUUAAGAAAAAGAAAAAGAAAAGAAAAAUAUAAUUGUUUGAUUUUUGAGAUUAAAAAAAAAACAAGCAAAAAAGAGGCAUUUUCAAAACUUCAGAGCCUUCAGGAGGACAAUAGAAUAUCAAACGAAGAUUUCUGGAAGUAUUUUGCAAACCUUCUGUUGAGCUGCAAGAAAAUAUUUAUGGUGAGAACUUUUCUCUUUUGGGGUUAAUUUUUUUUUUUGGUUUGAUUUUUUUUUUUUUUACUAUACUUUGGUCUGUAAAAAGUAUGCAACUGAACUACAUUAAGAAGGAAAUAUUGUCUACAUAGAAUAUUAUAUGAAGUUGGUACAUAAUUCUGAUGAGGAAAAAAACCUUUGCAGUUCUUUAAGCCAUAUUGUUGUUAUUCUGUGUUGUUUUCCUUGGAUGAAAAUAUCAGUAUUAAGUAGCCAGCAUAUUAUUCAAGUGCUUAGACUUAUUAAUAUGUUUCUGUCCUGUAUUUAUACAUAUGUGUAUUUUGGAAAGUAUUGCCUUCUUAAAGGGAAGCUAUUACUAGAUACAUAGCGAAAAAGGGAAUGGUGACCCCUUUGAGCCUCUUCAGCUGAGAAUAACAAACACAGCAUUGUAAUCCACUUUCUCGCACCUUCUUAUUAUAAUCUUGUUAUUAUAGUUAUUAAUUUUGUAGGGGGGCAGGGAGUGGGCCGAGGGAAGAAGGGGCAUGUGACUGACUAGGCCCUCCAGGGUCAGCCAGCUCCAGGGCUGGCCUCCUUGGCCUGGUGAAGGGUCCCCAUCAGCAGGGCCCAGGGAGGGAAGGGAAGCGGCAGGACUUCUCCAUGCCCCUCUUGAUCUUUGCCAUCUGAGCCAUGCUUCCAGGGCCCCAAGCUCUUUGAACUUGGCUUUGUCAACCAGAGCCUUCACCUGUCCUCCGACAUCUAAUAGACUUGAAUCUACACUAAGCGAAUAUUUAACCCAACAUCACUACAUUGUAGCCCAGUGCAACAACUAACCCCAAAGUGUGGGAGGUGUUCCAGCCUUCAGGGAGAUGGCCGAGCUGUCCCCUGGGGGCUGGUGGCAGCAGGCUCCUUGCUCUCUGCUGCCAACCUCACUGUUUGACAUCCUCCACUCCCGUGGGGUGACCCUUUUCGUGUCUGUACCUGUUAAUACAUGUGUGUCCAGCUAAAAAGACAAACAGAACCCGUGGGCCCAGCUCGGAGGGUGCAUGAGAAGUCUCCUGAGCUCUCCGAAGGGCUGCCCUCGGGAUGGCAUUCCGUUGUGUGCCUUAUCCCUGGAGAAUCUGUAUACGGCUUGCCUAUAGAAAUAGAGCCUUUUCAUGCUGUAUUAAAAGGACUUCAAAAGCAA